Molecule: messenger RNA, 1248 nt
Organism: Andrographis paniculata
Lineage: Eukaryota; Viridiplantae; Streptophyta; Magnoliopsida; Lamiales; Acanthaceae
Exons: 5
Coding region: 6-1061 (351 amino acids)
Source: RefSeq, a predicted model, not a curated record
AGAGAAUGAGCAUGGAGGACAACAAGAGGAAGAAGAAGGUGGCUCUGGUGACCGGCGCUUCCGGUUUCCUGGGCUCGAGAAUUUGCGGCGAGCUUCUCCGUCAAGGCUACUCAGUGAAGGGUUUCGACAUCACAGUACUACCCCGCAGCCGCGGCCACGACGACGUCGUUUCGCCUGCUUAUAGUAAUUUCGAGCUUGUGGUCGGCGACGUCACCGACUAUGCGUCGCUCAAAAAGGCCUGUUCCGGCUGCCACGUCAUCUUCCACGUGGCUGCCAUUGUAGAGUCCUGGAUUCCUCGUCCCUCCGGAUUCAUGGCUGUGAACGUUGGAGGGUUGAGGAAUGUUGUGAGGGCGUACAAGGAGACAAAGACAGUGGAGAAGAUCAUCUAUACGUCGUCGUUUUUCGCGCUCGGCUUCACCGACGGCCACGUCGCCGACGAGACUCAGAUGCACUCUGGGAAGUACUUUUGUAGUGAAUACGAGAGAUCGAAAGCUAUGGCAGAUGAGAUAGCAUUGGAGGCUGCAAGAGAGGAAGGAGUGGCCAUGGUGCUGCUUUAUCCAGGACUCAUCUAUGGCGUCGGCAACCUCACCAGUGGAAAUACAGUAGCCAAUUGGCUGGUCGAGCGAUUUAAUGGGCGAUUGCCGGGUUAUGUUGGUCAAGAGAAGGCAUUUUCGUUCUCCCAUGUAGACGAUGUUGCGCGAGGGCACGUUGCAGCAAUGACCAAGGGUCGAUUAGGCGAACGGUAUCUUCUCUCGGGGGAGAAUGCAUCCAUCAAAGAUGUUUUCGACAUAGCUGCAGAGAUCACUCAUACACAAAAACCUCAGUUCAGAAUCCCAAUCUUUGUGCUUGCAGUUUAUGGAUGGAUUUGCAUUUUCUUUUGCAAGUUCAUAAGCCAAAAGCAUCCACUGGUCACUCCCCAGGCAGUCGACAUCUCCCGGCAUCAAUGGGCAUAUAGUUGUGAGAAGGCUAAGGCUGAGUUGGAUUAUAACCCUAGAAGUUUGAAAGAAGGCUUGACAGAGAUGGUGCCAUGGUUGAAGGACAUAGGUUUGAUAAAAUACUAGGCCAUUCUAAAACAAAAUAUGCAUUAAUAAUGCACACACAAGGAAGACGAUGAUCUUCAGACCUUAUCCACGUAGUGUGGUGCACUUUCGAUGUUUUUGGUGUAUUUUAAAAGCACAAUCGUCUCAUUUUAAGGGUUUGUUUGUGGAAAGUUUUAGGUUCUGCGUGUUAAAUGAAAAAUUAAUAUUU